Messenger RNA from Bipolaris oryzae ATCC 44560, 2778 nucleotides. RefSeq names its product carbohydrate-binding module family 1 protein. Gene Ontology annotation, biological process: carbohydrate metabolic process. The transcript has a single exon. Gene Ontology annotation, cellular component: extracellular region. The record is from RefSeq and is a predicted model, not a curated record. The coding region runs from base 1 to 2778 and encodes 925 amino acids. Gene Ontology annotation, molecular function: flavin adenine dinucleotide binding; oxidoreductase activity, acting on CH-OH group of donors; cellulose binding. Lineage: Eukaryota; Fungi; Ascomycota; Dothideomycetes; Pleosporales; Pleosporaceae.
AUGGCUCGUUCCUUCUUUCUUACCUCUGCCCUCUUCGCGCUACGCGCUGUGGCUCAGACCUCUACAGCCUUCACGGAUGAGAAGACUGGCAUCAAGUUCCAAGGUAUCGUUGGCGAUACUGGAUACAGACUCGGUUAUGCUAUCCCCGAGACUCCAACAACCGACUUCAUUGCUCAGAUCCAAGCACCCAUCACCAAUGGAGGCGGAUGGGCUGGUCUCAGCAUGGGUCAGUCCAUGACAAGCAACGUCCUCGUUGUUGCUUGGCCCAACGAGGGCAAGGUCCUCUCGUCUUUCCGUCAAAUCGAUGGUUACACCAGCCCGCCUGUCGUCACUGGUAACUUCUCCAUGAAGACGAUUCCCGAUGGCACAUUUGUCACCGACAAGGCCUUCUCAUACACUUUCCUGUGCUCCAAUUGCCUGAGUGACGACUCCUCUCUCGGUCUUGUCAUCUCCGAGACCCUCAACGUCAUGGGCUGGGCCUGGUCAGACAAGGCCUUGACCGAUUCGACCUCGGCUUCUGCUGGCCUCAACUACCACGACGCUGGCUUUGGCGCUUUUGGUCUGAAGAUGUCCGAUGCAAAGAGCGCCGACUUCGCCAAAUGGGCUGCCCUUGCUGUCGGAGAUGCUCCAAGUGGAGGUGCUCCAAGCGGCGGCAACUCCACGGCCCCUGCCCCUGGAGGUAACUCGACUGCGCCUGCACCACUACCUUCAACCCCAAUCUCCGGCAACUCUACUGCUGUUGUCGCAAAUGAGACAUUCGACUACAUCGUUGCAGGAGGUGGUGCAGCUGGAAUUAUCGCCGCUCAGAGGUUUGCAGAGAGCGGCGCUUCGGUCCUCUUGAUCGAGCGCGGUGGUCCUUCAUAUGCCUUUACUGGCGAUGUCAAGACGCUUUCUUGGAACAGCUCUGUCUCCAUGUAUGAUGUGCCCGCAUACGGAUACUACCUCAGCGAUGUCGGUAGCCCUGCUUACUGCACCGACACUGCCGACAUGGCAGGAUGUCUCCUUGGUGGUGGCACUGCUGUCAACGCCAUGAUGUACGUCAAGCCCCAGGAGCGCGACUUCGACGACAAGUGGCCUACUGGCUGGAAGUGGGCCGAUGUCUCCGCUGCUGCUGAACGUCUGUACGAGCGCAACCCUGGACAGACCUACGGCUCCCAGGAUGGUGUCCGCUACGAUGACGGUGCCUUCACUGUUCUGUCCAAGUUCUUUGCUAGCCAGGGAUGGAAGCAGACCGACUUCAUCAAGAACCCCAACAACAAGGUUGAUGUCUUUGGCCACCCAACUUGGAACAUUGCCAAUGGUAUGCGCUCCGGUAGUGUCCGAACUUACCUCCCUCUUGCCAAGAAGCUCGAUAACUUCAAGCUCAUCAUGAACACCAACGUUAUCCGAGCUGUCCGCGAGGGCUCUGCUGUUUCUGGUGUCGAGGUCCAGACUGCCGAUGGCAAGCGCGUCAUCUACAACGUCAAGGCUGGCGGCCGUGUCGUCCUUUCAGCCGGAGCCAUGUCGACUCCUCGCAUCCUUUUCAACUCUGGCAUUGGCCCCGCUGCACAACUCAAGACUGUUGCUACCGGCACCACCGGCGUCAAGCUCCCUGCCGAAGCUGACUGGAUUGACCUCCCUGUCGGAGCAGAGAUCAAGGACCACCCAAUCUUCACCGUCAAGUUCAAGACCAGCUCUCCUCUUGUUGCCACUGACAAGAAGGCCCUCAUCUCUCCCAACCAGACCACCAUUGACCUCUUCGCCAAGGGCUCCGGUAUGCUUGCCGAGUCUGGUCAGCGCCUCAACUGGUGGUCCUCCGUCAAGACAUCCGAUGGCAGUGAAGUCUUCUUCCAAGGUACUUGCAACUCGCCCGAAGACAACACUGUCCAGAUGAAGGUCUACAUCACCCACGGCCUGAAGUCUGUCGGUAGCCUCGGUAUCAACGCCGCUGGCGCAACCACCUUUAUCACCAAGCCCCACAUGACCUCCAAGGUCGACACCGAAGCCAUCACCCUCAUGAUGGACCGUCUCAUCAACAUGUCCAAGAGCUCCAACUCCACCUUGUCCCUCAUCGCCCCUGCCGGCGUCACCAACGUCACCAGCGCCGACCUCAUCAAGUCAUUCAAGUCAGGAAGCCACUACGUCGGCACCGCUAAGAUCGGCACCAAGGGCGAGCCCGGUGUCGUCGUCGACACCAACACAAAGGUCUACGGAACCGACAACCUCUUCGUCGUCGAUGCUUCCAUUCACCCCGAUCUCCCCACCGGAAACACCCAAGCUAUCAUCAUGGUCGCCGCCGAGGCCGCGGCCGCCCGCAUCAUGAAGCUCAGCGGCACCACCCCCAGCACCCCCGUGACCCCAGGCUCCGGCAACAGCACCACUCCCGUACCUGAGACACCAGCUUCGCCCGUCGUCCCAUCUGCUCUCCCUACCUCUGCGCCGGUUGAACUCCCAGAAGCCACUCCAUCCGCCACCCCCAGCGCCCCCGUUGCUUCAGCCCCGGUUGCUUCAGCACCCGCCGCAACACCCUCCCCCGUCGAGUCCGCCACGCCCAUCCCCACCGCGCCUUCCAAGCCUUCAAACCCAGCUACCCCAUCCAAGCCUGCUGGGGCCCCUAAGCCCUCCAAACCCGCCGAAGCUCCUAAGCCCUCCAGCCCAGCUGCUGGCGCCCCUGGUGGUGGUACAGCAGGAAAGUGGGAGCGCUGCGGUGGCAUCGGACACACGGGUCCUACUGCCUGCUCUGACGGCUGGAAGUGCGUCAAGCAGAAUGAUUAUUACUCGCAGUGUCUUUCUGGUUAA